AUGCUGCCGCAAGUUGCUGUGGUAGGCGCGGGUCCUGCUGGCUUGUUGGCUGCCCUCCUUUUAGCUCAAAGGGGACUGGAUGUCUGUGUAUUUGAGCAAGCUCAAUCUGUAUCUGAAUGGAACAGCAGAUCGUACUCGAUCAACUUGAAUCAGAGAGGGCUGAACUCCUUGCAGCAUGCAGGUCUACUUCAUCAAGUGCAUAAAGAGGCUCUCAUCAGAACAAGGAUAAUUGUCAAGUCAGGAGACAAGGAGAAUGUGAUAGAGCGUAAUCCUCCGCAGUAUGCAAUCACCCGAACUGCUUUGACGAAGCUUCUGACACACGCAUUGCGAGCAAUGCCUAACGCAGACAUCAGCCAUGGUGUUAAGGUAGAUGACCUGAAUGCUCGUGAAAACGGGAAACUUCUAGAGUUGAGUUUGAGUAAUGGUGAUGCAAAAACAUUUUCACACGUGAUUGGAGCUGACGGCAAAUGGUCUGCAAUUCGGACCUGUAGCCCAUUCAAACAUACUGGGGACAAAAGCAAGAUGUACAAAUAUCAGGAAAUCAAAGAAAACUCAUGGGGCGUUUCGUUUAGCCUGACCAGAUGGCCUGAUCAUGUUGAGAAAUCUUUACAUGUUUUGAAGCCGCAAACUCCGCAAAUUGCAAUGUAUCUUAUGCUCGCUCCUUUGCUCGACGGAACGGCGUCUAUUUCCUGGGUAUUGUUCAACGAAAUUUUAGCUUCGUAUCCCUGGCUGCAACCAACGGAUGGUAACAUCAUUUCUUGGAAUGGUGAAUCUGAAAACAAUGAAACCCUGAUGAGAGCAAAAGAAUUGUUGGGCAAGGAGUUUCCAUUCCUAAAAACUGCGGGAAUCUUGGACAAUAUUUGUGACAUGACAAUAAGUCGAAGAGUAUCUUGGAUCAAAGUGGAAGAUUGCCUCAAUGCUUGCAAUGACCGUGUUGUCCUAAUCGGGGAUGCCGGCCACUGUAUGACUCCAUCACUUGGGGAAGGGUGCAAUUGUGCGCUUGAAAGUGCGGCUCGCCUCAGUGAAGCUAUCCAGAAGCACCUCAACGAAGCUGACUCAGCCAUAUCGACAGAUAUUCUAGAUCGCUCGUUCAAAGAAUUCGGAGAGUCACGACUCAAGGAGGUCUUGGAUGUGCAACUGCGAUCGGCUAUGGCAAGCAGCGUUUUUCAGAAUUCGAAGUAG
This is a messenger RNA of Guillardia theta CCMP2712, 1182 nucleotides long. RefSeq lists its product as hypothetical. Gene Ontology annotation, molecular function: kynurenine 3-monooxygenase activity; FAD binding; NAD(P)H oxidase H2O2-forming activity. The transcript is spliced from 2 exons. Gene Ontology annotation, biological process: NAD+ metabolic process. NCBI's taxonomy places the organism in Eukaryota, Cryptophyceae, Pyrenomonadales, Geminigeraceae. Bases 1 to 1182 code for a protein of 393 amino acids. The record is from RefSeq and is a predicted model, not a curated record.